Messenger RNA from Carassius gibelio (silver crucian carp), 1697 nucleotides. RefSeq names its product gastrula zinc finger protein XlCGF7.1-like. The coding region runs from base 883 to 1500 and encodes 205 amino acids. Lineage: Eukaryota; Metazoa; Chordata; Actinopteri; Cypriniformes; Cyprinidae. The transcript has a single exon. Gene Ontology annotation, molecular function: RNA polymerase II cis-regulatory region sequence-specific DNA binding; DNA-binding transcription factor activity, RNA polymerase II-specific. The record is from RefSeq and is a predicted model, not a curated record. Gene Ontology annotation, biological process: regulation of transcription by RNA polymerase II.
CACACGCAUUAGCAUACAGGUGACAGUUGACCAAUCAGAGCAUCAGGGAGAAGUUGGAGUGUGGGGACUUAUUAAAAGUUCCCAAUACUUCAGGAAAAGCUGCAUUUUGAAAUAGUUUUGCUUUGAUUACCACGACAAACAAUGAGCCAAUUGUUCAUGUGCAGUGCUUGCCAUCUCCUCAUUAGACAUGAUUCUAUACGGAUUAUGAUCAUUAUAAAAAAGCUUUUGUUUUCAAUGUUUUAUUUCAUUAAGUACUAGAUUAAAGCUUUCUAUAGAUAUAUUUAUGUCUGUGAGGCAUGUUUUCACUGAGUUUCGGUUCAUUUUUGUAAAGCACUCCUUUUCAAAACCAGACGGCAGAAAGCGCUUCAUGUUUGUUUUCUUUAUUUUAUAAAAGCACAACAUUGUGUUGAUAUUGCAAGUUAGCAAAAAUAAAAGUAGUUACAGUUACAAAUAAAUUACUCUUAAGUAAUUUCAAAGCCUGUGAAGCGCACAUAGCUUCCACUCUCUGCACAAACUAUUGAAUAUAGCGUACAUUUAUCUAGGUUUAACGUUUAAACAAUGUUAUAUGCUUGAACUGUUUUAGUAUAUCUAUAGAUUUUAUUUUAGGCAAGUCGUGAUGAUUUGAGAAGGAUAAAUUGGGACGGGCUCAGGCCUAAAUUUGAGGCCUGUGUAAGGCUCUACACCAAACCAAUUGUGGAGUUGAUCAAACAUUGAAUAGUUCUCACUACAGAAACAUGGGUUUGUGUCCAUUUUUAAUGUAGAUCAUUGUACCUCAUUUCAUAAAAAUGGUCAUAAUUUUGCAUAGUCUGCUUUCACUCACAUUUCUCUGAUUUAUAUUUUAUUUAUUUAUAUUGUAAUGCUUUUACUUUCAUUUCAGAUCUGAUGGAGGAGAGUGAAGAGCAGAAAAAUCAUCACGGCAAAACCAGCGAAAACACUCGCUCACAGACCGAAAGAGUUUCUUUACUGAGAAGAAGAAACAAGAAAAGUUUGACCUGCACUCAGUGUGGAAAGAGUUUGUCAAACAACUUUACUCUCAGUGUUCACAUGAGGAUCCACACUGAAGAGAAACCGUUCACAUGUGAUCAGUGCGAGAAGAGCUUCACAGAUUUAGGAAGUCUGAGGAAUCACGAGAACAUCCACACCAGAGAGAAACUGCAUGAAUGUGAUCAAUGUGGAAAAACAUUUGUAAGAGCUUCACACCUGAAGAAUCACCUGAAAGUUCAUUCAGAAGAGAAACCACAUUCAUGUUCUUUAUGUGGAAAGAGCUUUUCAGAACUGGGCAAUUUAAAACUUCAUCAGAAGAGACACACUGGUGUGAGAGAUCAUAUGUGCUUCGAGUGUGAGAAGACUUUUAUUACAGCAACACAUUUGAAACACCAGAGGAUCCACACUGUUUCACUCAAACAUCUACUACACAAACACACUAAACACAUUCAGAGUAGAUCAUCUUCAGAUCCAGCACAAGUUAACAACUUUAUUAAUCUCACAAGUGACAGUUAGCAUAGUAGCAUCAUAUAACAAACACAAUAUAUCACAUAGAAAUACAGAAAACAAAUAAGUAAAAACACAACCCAACAUGCUUCAGAAAUAAAUUUGUUAAAAAAAUGUAUUCUUGUCUUUUCUGAGGUAAAAUAUUGUGACUAUUCAUAAGCCGUUUGAUUGCUGCUAUAAAUGCUUAGUUAGAAGAAAUAUAAGUU